Gadus morhua (Atlantic cod) is the source of this 3188-nucleotide messenger RNA. RefSeq names its product ankyrin repeat and SOCS box containing 14a (gene asb14a). Gene Ontology annotation, molecular function: protein binding. Gene Ontology annotation, biological process: intracellular signal transduction. The transcript is spliced from 12 exons. The coding region runs from base 804 to 2546 and encodes 580 amino acids. The record is from RefSeq and is a predicted model, not a curated record. Gene Ontology annotation, cellular component: cytoplasm. NCBI's taxonomy places the organism in Eukaryota, Metazoa, Chordata, Actinopteri, Gadiformes, Gadidae.
AUAUUCAGACUGUAAAGGGGCUGUACAGGGUCUUAUCCCUUGAUAGUAAAAUAAAUAAUUGUAAAAUAUGUAAACACACACACACACACACACGCACACAAACAUAUGCAACACAAACAUAACACACAAAAGCAAGACGUGCUUUCACUUUAACGGUUGGGUUGAAAUGACCCCUUGGGUCAUUUGACCCCUUGGGUCAUUUGACCGGGGAACGUGUGUAAUGUGUAUGAGUAUUUUUAGCAUGAGGAUAUAUGUAGUCAAGGAGCUGCUGCCUUCUGACAGACAAACACUUACACACAUUAACACACACACACACACACACACACACACACACACACACACACACACACACACACACACACACACACACACACACACACACACACACACACACACACACACACACACAUAGAGGAGCAGAACCCCGCCCCCCUCCCAGAUUGGACAACAAGGUACCAAACCUGCACUAGCUAGCAGCUAGCAUGACUCAAUAGCACUAGCACACUAGGCUAAUGGGCUUGCCUCGGGAGACUCAGGUUGUACUGGGCAGCUCCAAGAAUAACCAGUAGAAGACUGUGGUUGUACUGGCCAGCUCCAGUGUCCAACAGUAGAGACUGUGGAGUAUAACCAGUAGAUGUGACUGGUUUACACUGGGAAGCUACAAAUUUCAUAAUGGGAAAUGAACCACUGGUGGCAACAUAUUUUGUGGGGCUUUCUGUGAGGAUGACCGUCAGCAGCCGUCACAAGCCUUCUCCGGUCGUUCUCUCUUAAGCCUCGUGCUGGCGGGUGACAGCAGGCUGGGGAUGGACCAGCUGGAGGACCUGAACCACCUGGUGGAGCUGGAUGACCUAGAGGCCCAGUACAGCCUGGAGGAGAGUCUGCAGGACAGGAACCCUGGAGCAGCCCAGGACACCAGCAGCAGUUCUGCAGAGAGCAAAGAGAUCUUCCGAGCAAUCAGAGAAGGUGAUGAGAGCUUGCUCAAGGCGCUAUGUGCUGGAGAGAAAGACAGGUUUAAAGAGACAGACAGCAUUGGAUGGAUUCCACUUCACGAGGCUGCGGCACAGAGAAACAAGACCAUCCUAGAGCUCACAUACAGAGCGUCCGGGAAUGGCACUCUAGAGUGUCGGAAUGUUUGUGGGCAGACGGCCCUCAUGGUGGCGGUGGGGCGGGGCCUAAAGGAGAACGUCUUCUACCUGCUACAGCAGGGGGCGGGGCCCGACACCUCAGACAACAACAAGGACACACCCCUACAGCUCGCCGUGCGCUCUGGUCGCCCUGACCUGGUGGAAGUGCUGCUGUCUGGCGGCUGCAGUGUGAACCAGAGGGGCGUGUACGGGAGGACGGCCGUCCACGAGGCGGCCCAGCAGGGGAGCCUGCCGACGCUGCUCCGUCUGCUGGAGGUCGGAGGUCAGGUGGACCCCCGCAGCAACUAUGACCUCACACCCCUCGCCCUCGCCACCCUGGCCGGACACACAGACCUAGUCAGCACCCUCCUGGAGAGAGGGGCGAGUGUGUCCUCCCAGGCCAAGGACGGGGCGUCCAUCUUGUACGAGUCGUGUGCGCGCGGGGUGCCUAGCAUCAUCCGGCAGCUGCUAGCGCACGGAGCCGAUGCUAACGUCACCAAACUCACUGGACACCUACCGCUCCACAGGGCUGCCCACCGAGGACACCUGGAGGCUGUAGAGUUGUUGAUUCCGUGCACGUCUUUGGUGUGUAUUGAGGAAAGCGGGAUGAGUCCUCUACAUGCGGCUGCAGGUGGGGGACACACAUUCUGUAUCAAGGCCUUGCUUGACGCAGGCUAUGACCCUAACUUCAUGCUCCAUCACUGUGUACGCCGUAACUAUGACGACGAGAGGAGGUCUGCGCUGUCCUACGCCGUCUCCAACAGCGACCUGGCCUCAGUGAGGUUGCUGCUGGCCGCUGGAGCCCGGACCAACCAGGACCCGGUCAGCUGUCUGCAGAUGGCGCUUCGUCUGGGUAACUUUGAGCUGAUCCACCUGCUGCUGCAGUCCGGAGCCAACGUCAACUACUACUCUAUGGUCAACACUACCCACUACCCCUCCGCUCUGCAGUACGCCCUCCGAGACCCUGUGUUACUAAGGAUGCUGUGUAACUAUGGGUACGACGUGAAACGCUGUUUUGACUGCCGCUAUGGAGACGCUUCCCAUGUACCUGACGAUUAUGAGGGCUGGAGCGAUACUGUUAUCAAAGAUACCAUGUUCUGUGAAGUGAUGACGAUCUCCUGGCUCCGUCACCUGACCGGUCAUGUGGUCCGUAUCCUUUUGGACUAUGUAGAUCAUGUGACCCUCUGCUCGCAGAUCCAAUCAGCUCUCAGGGGGCAGGAGCAAUGGGCGGAGAUCUGUCACAUCCAGGAGAGUGCCCGCUCCCUGCAGCAUCUCUGUCGCCUGGCCAUCCGCAGACGUCUGGGCCUCCGUAAGCUCCGGGCGCCCGUCUUCAUCAGCCUCCUGCCAUUGCCCCGGCGACUGAAGGACUACAUCCUGUUCAGGGAGCAUGACCUGUACAGCCAGCACGAAACCCAGCCCUGAUAAACAUCGUGUGUGUGUGUGUGUGUGUGUGUGUGUGUGUGUGUGUGUGUGUGUGUGUGUGUGUGUGUGUGUGUGUGUGUGUGUGUGUGUGUCAUUAAGCGUGCCAUAUCAAGUUUUGUUCCCAAUUCCAUUAGAAUACUCCAGUCAUAGUUAUUUAAGGUUUGGUUCUUGCCUACUUGAACGGUUGUCAACCGUCUUGGUGGACCCUGGACCACAUUUUAGGCCAGAUGCGGAGAGUUGACACUGCUGUUUACAUGCACUUGUUUAUGUCUUCAACUUGUAUGUUGUCACAGAUGUCCUAACUUGUAACCAUACGAAAAAGGUUCCUUACGGAAUGAUAAAUGUAGUUGAUUUGAGACAAAUUAAACCAUUACUUUUAAUAGAUGGUCAAAUUAUAGUAUUUGGUUGUUAAGAACCAUAGAUUCCGUUUAACACACUAAAUCAAAUACUAUACAUCACAACAGGCCUAAAUAAAGUAAAGUAGUUAUUUAGAUAUAUUUUUUAUAAAAUUGGCUUUCUUGAGCAUUCAUUAUGAUCUCGAAUGACCACUGUGAAUAUAUUAAUCAUUAUCCGUAUCCGUAUCUGUUUAAAUGCAUUCAUUUGUGUGUGUGAAAUAAAUACCUUCAGUAAAAUAAACCCAAA